UGACAUCAUCCAUAGUGUGGGUGAUGUGGCAUUCCCAUUGGAUGGCGGUGUUAGAUUGUUGCAUGUCAACGCAAAUCCUGACCUUAUCUGGAUAUUUUGGCUUUGGAGGGGUCACGAUGGGGGAGACCUAUGGCGUGGGGCCUGUCGCCAUCUCAAUUAUGUCAUCGCCCUCUAGCCUCUUCAGCGACUUUUUGUCGGAUGUGAAAUGGAACUCGCCUGUGAGGCAAACAGAUGGGGUGGAUGUCUGUGUUAAUGUGAAGUUUGACUUGAACGUUUUUUUUUCUUGCCCAUGCCGUGGAACAGGUCUGGGUGACUGUCUACUAACUCAUCCGCUGACAUUUGUUUACUUGAAGAGGACACACAGUUGAUCAUGUGACCCAGCUCCUUAGCGGUCUUGUAGCCUAGCAGAGAGCAGCCAUCACCCUUCAUCACAUAGAAGUUGCUUGUAGUCAUCUCCUUUUUCAUCUCUGUGUUGCAUGUGAAUGCUCCUGCUAUUGGUAAGGGGUUGGCGAAGCCAUACGGUCACAUUUUCAUGUUGGCUGGAAUGAGCUGAUGGCUUGGUCUUAGUGUACUGAGGACAGGUAAUAAUGAACACAGCCCCAGAAUCGAUCACAGCUGAUAUCUUGACACCACUACUCUAAUUCAUACCUGUGGCUGUAUAGCAUUGUUGUUGCUACUGGAGCCUUGUGUGUUGUCUUUACCUGUCGUGCUGGUGAUGUUGUACACUUUCUUGUGAGCUUUGCGUUGUUUACCAGUGUCUCUAGAUUUUAGUUCAUCGUCCUUUCCAGGCUACUUUUGGCUUCUGCACUGCCUCGUUUCACCUGGCUGUUGCACUGCUUUUUUAAAUAUGUAUACUAGGUACUCAACGGUCUUUUUAGGUUAAAAGUAUGUUCGUAACUUCUGCUUAUGUGCUUAACGUCCGCAUGUGUGUCUGCCUCUGCUGCUAGCGUGUCAUAAAUGUCAUGCACGAGCUCCCCUGCUGUGCGCCUGCGUUGUUCCUGUUUGUCCCACAAGGCUUUCCGUACAGUGACGUAUUUUGAUUAUGCUUUAGGGAAAAUGGCCACCGCCACAGGCAAUAGUAAAGGCAACGCUCUAUCAAAAGCGGACUAUCUGAAACGUUAUUUGUCAGGAAAUGGAGAUUCCAAGAAAUCUAAAGAAAAGAGGAUCAAAAAGAAAAGAACUCAACAGCUUGGAACAGGGAUGAAAAUUGUGGAUGACGAUGUAGACUGGAGGCAGUUGGUUGACGACAAUGAGGAAAAGGAGAACGAUGAAGAAGACGAAGCCCCUGUGGUUGCUGAAUUCAUAGAUGAGCGUCCAGAAGAAGUUAAGCAACUAGAAUGUUUCAGGGCGAGCAGCAAAUGGAGAGUGAUGGGAGAUGAUUCGGGUGAGACAGAUGCAGCUCCGUUUGACCAGUCUCAGGAAAGUCAAGACUCAGUAACCAGUUUCGAAACAGCCAAAAAGCAAGCAGGCUCAGGGAAUCGUCCACUACGACAUGAUUCUCCUGAAGACUCCAUACUGAGAAGAGAACGUCAUGACUCUCCAGAACUCUCACCACGUAGACAGGCACGCAAUGAUUCCCCAGACCUGUCGCCACAGAGAAAAAGUCGCCAUGACUCCCCAGAUCUUUUACCACAGCGAAGAGCACGCCAUGAUUCACCAGACGUUUCACCACCAAGAUCAAAUGUCAGACGGCAUGACUCUUCCUCACCUUCACCUUCAAGGAAGAGUUCAAAGAAUCCCUCCUCUAGGAGUACUAACAGAAACAGCAAAGACUCAAAGACAUCCAAAGGCACCACUAGAGAUCAGCAGAAGGGACAUCCCUCAGACCCUGAUCUAUCACCCCCCCGCAGAAAGGGACCGAAAGGCAGGGGCUCAGACUCUGAUCUUUCACCUCCGCGAAAGAAGAGGCAAGGUGGCAGGGGAUCCGACUCUGACCUGUCCCCUCCGAGGAGACGGGCCCGUGGUGGAGGAGGUUCUGACCCGGACCUCUCCCCUCCUCGCCGCCCCGGCUCACAGGCUCCACGGAUGCUGUCUGGGGGAGCUGCAGGUCUUGUGUCCGUGGACAUUCUUAGGAAGGAGCAGGAAGAGAAUCGACGGAAGGAAAAGCACAACAAACCUCUUGAAGAGGAGUCCCGUAAUGCGCAGACUGUGUUCCGAGACAAGACGGGGAGAAAGCGUGACCUCGAUGCUGAGCGGCAGGAGAAGAGCAGGCAGGAUGGCGAGAAGGCGGAGAAAGAUGAGAAAUAUGCUCAGUGGGGAAGAGGGUUGGCUCAAGGCCAGAUGCAGCAGCAGAAUACGGAGGAUGCCUUCACGGAGUCCCAGAAGCCCCUGGCCCGUCACAUUGAUGAUAAGGAUCUGGACCAAAUGCUGAGGGAGAAGGAGAGAGAUGGGGACCCCAUGGCUGCCCUAAUGCGCAAGAAAAAAGCCAAGGACUCCAGACUGAAAGGCAUUAAAGAGAAACCACGCUACAGAGGACCACCCCCGCCUCCAAACCGGUUUAACCUUAUACCCGGCUACCGCUGGGAUGGGGUCGACAGGUCCAACGGUUUUGAGCAGAAGCGCUACACCAGAAUUUCUGAUAAAAAAGCAGUGCAAGACAUGGCUUACAAAUGGAGUGUGGAGGACAUGUAGACGUCUGCCAAGGACCACGGUGGCCCCUCGCCACCACCUUAAUGCUAAACUGAACAUCAUGCUGCUGGAUUGUGUCAAUCAGUCCUCCAGCCUUUGCACUGAUCUUUGGCUGUUUUGUUUUUUGCUUUUUGCCAGAGUGAACUCUCAGAUGGUCUCAUAGAUGACAGCAGUGAUGCUGUUAUAAUCCCAUAUGUCAACUUUAUUUCCUUUUCACAGUAAUUAAAUGUUGUACAUUUUAUAAAUCUGGCUUUAGAUGUCAUCAUUUUGCGGUUAGCCAUUAUUUGCCAGGAACAAGAAGAGAAGGGAAAAUUUUUGGGCAAGUCUUAAUCAUGUGAAUUGACUUGAUUGUGAAAAUAUGUUAUAGUAUACAGAGAGAGGGCCCAAAUAUAAUUGACAGCAACGAGCAAAGUCCAAUGCUCAUGAACUAAUGGUAUCAUGGGGUGUGUGGAAGCAUUGUGCCGACCCACCCAUGUUUGCGUUUAGGGGUUUUGCCUGUGGUAUUAAAUGAACAAAAUUAUUGACAAUUA
Messenger RNA from Clupea harengus (Atlantic herring), 3158 nucleotides. RefSeq names its product BUD13 homolog (gene bud13). Gene Ontology annotation, molecular function: RNA binding. The record is from RefSeq and is a predicted model, not a curated record. Gene Ontology annotation, biological process: mRNA splicing, via spliceosome. Gene Ontology annotation, cellular component: U2-type spliceosomal complex; RES complex. Lineage: Eukaryota; Metazoa; Chordata; Actinopteri; Clupeiformes; Clupeidae.